This is a messenger RNA of Triticum turgidum subsp. durum (durum wheat), 225 nucleotides long. Lineage: Eukaryota; Viridiplantae; Streptophyta; Magnoliopsida; Poales; Poaceae. The record is from the annotation of a GenBank genome assembly.
AUGAAAGGCUCAUUUCAUGAUGCUUUGAAGUCACUCGAGCCUUUACCUCUGCCCCAAGUUACACCUCCUGCUGAAAUCCUUGCGACACUUGAGAUGAUCCCUGAUCUAGCUCGUGGUGACAUCUUGCGAUCUUAUGGUAAGUUGAUCCUUAGCGAACGCUUGUACCAAGCGCUUCUUGAGCUUCCCAUGAACUUCAGGAAGGAAUGGUUGUUGAUGUUGAAUUAG